Molecule: messenger RNA, 1023 nt
Organism: Microplitis demolitor
Lineage: Eukaryota; Metazoa; Arthropoda; Insecta; Hymenoptera; Braconidae
Gene: sel
Product: protein seele
Exons: 4
Coding region: 262-867 (201 amino acids)
Cellular component (GO): endoplasmic reticulum
Source: RefSeq, a predicted model, not a curated record
GAUGGAGGUGCUGGUACUGGUGGCAUCAACGUGCGGCUUACACGUGGGCAUCAGUCAUUAGUGAAUUUAAUUUAAACGGUUGAAGAAACAAUACGAUACAAUACAAUAUAAUACGAGAAAAAAAAUUUAUAUCACCUUAUCUCCAGUAGUUUAACUCAUUCUAGCUCGAGUGCCACAUGUACAUUAAACAUUUUUAAUUGCAGUGGUUUAUAAUUAAAAUUAUUCAUUUAUUCAAAAAAAAUAAAAUAAAAUUCUGUCAAAAUGCGAGUAAAUAUUUUAAUGCUAAUUUUGUGUUUUGUCUUAACAAAUGCACAGUACGAUUUUGACAACGGGGAAGUUUACGCACACGAAUUGAAAUGCGUUGUUUGUAGGGCAACUGUCAAAGAGAUAGAAAAUGCUUUAGGACAAAUAGAUCCCGCUCAUCAAAUUGAAGUUGGAAGUCGUAUUGACGCUCAGGGAAAUAUGAUUAAAAAAAAGGUACCAAUGAUUAAAUCAGAAACUCAUUUUUCUGAAUUAUUGGAGAACGUUUGCGUUAAACUAGACGACUACGUCCGUGCCAGAUAUAAAUCUAAUGGAAAGCUGACGAUAUUUAAUUUAAUAUCACCAACUGGUGGUAUGAAUCCUGACAUGAGUAAAGUUAAAAUUGUCCAGGAUAGUGACCUCAAUAAAAGUCUGCGGUUUACCUGUGAAGAAAUAAUUGUCGAGAAUGAGGAUUACAUAGCGAGUAUUUUCAACAAGGGAAGUUCUGAUGCCGUUAAUCAAAUCUGUACACGAUCGCUGGGUCUUUGUAAAGACUUUGAUUCUGAUAACCAAUCUGACAGCGAAAAUUACGACGACUAUGAUAGUGAUCACAAUGAUGAACUCUGAUAGAUAUUUUUGUUUUACUUAAAGUAUAUUUAUAUUUUUAGCCGGUAAUGAUAAUAACCACGUAUAGUUAAUUAUUUUAAAAAUAAUUAUCAGAGAUCGAAAAUGAGGAAUGUAUUUUUGAAUUUAACAAAGUUUACAUAAAAAUGAAUGAAUUAA